AAGCAUUAUUACUGCUGAAUGUUCAGUUGGUGAAAUCGAAAGUCUUUCAGAAGAAAUAAAUCAAGAGGAGUCUACGUGCGUGCGUUCCCGAGCUGCUGUGGAUGGCCCUGGCUCUCCUGACCACCCUUCCGAGUAGGAUGUCACUGAGAUCUCUCCAAUGGAGCCUGCUGCUGCUGUCACUCUUGAGUUUCCUGGUGAUGUGGUACCUCAGCCUGCCCCACUACAAUGUGAUCGAACGUGUAAACUUGAUGUAUUUCUAUGAGUAUGAGCCGAUUUACAGACAAAACUUCCGCUUCACUCUCCGAGAGCAUUCAAACUGCUCUCAUCAAAACCCAUUUCUGGUCAUCCUGGUGACUUCUCAUCCCUCAGAUGUGAAAGCCAGGCAGGCCAUUAGAGUUACUUGGGGUGAAAAAAAGUCCUGGUGGGGCUAUGAGGUUCUUACAUUUUUCUUAUUGGGUCACCAGGCUGAAAGGGAAGACAAAACGUUAGCAUUGUCCUUAGAGGAUGAACACCUUCUUUAUGGUGACAUAAUAAGACAAGAUUUUUUAGACACUUACAAUAACCUGACCUUGAAAACCAUUAUGGCAUUCAGAUGGGUCACUGAGUUUUGCCCCAAUGCCAAGUACGUCAUGAAGACAGAUACUGAUGUUUUCAUCAAUACUGGCAAUUUAGUGAAGUAUCUUCUAAGCUUAAACAACCCAGAGGAAUUUUUUACAGGUUAUCCUUUAAUUGAGAACUAUUCCUAUAGAGGAUUUUACCAAAAGACUCAUAUUUCAUACCAAGAGUAUCCUUUUAAAGUGUUUCCACCCUACUGCAGUGGCUUGGGCUAUAUAAUGUCCAGAGAUUUGGUACCAAGAAUCUAUGACAUGAUGGGUCAUGUAAAACCCAUCAAGUUUGAAGAUGUGUAUGUUGGGAUCUGUUUGAAUUUGUUAAAGGUGGACAUUCAUUUUCCGGAGGAUGUAAACCUUUUCUUUUUGUAUCGAAUCCACUUGGAUGUCUGUCAGCUCAGACGUGUGAUUGCAGCCCAUGGCUUUUCUUCUAAGGAAAUUAUCACUUUUUGGCAGGUUAUGCUCAGAAACACGACAUGCCAUUACUAGCCUGACAGUGUCACAGCAGCCUAGUACAGGACAGGAAACUGGGAAAUGCUGAAGCUGGCACUGUGGGAAACUCACAGGAAAGUCACUGAACCAAACGCACGGCAAACCCAGACUGGCAGUGGGAGCUUAUGCCGGAUUCAUUGUGACAUAAAUGAAGUC
Molecule: messenger RNA, 1256 nt
Organism: Ochotona curzoniae (black-lipped pika)
Lineage: Eukaryota; Metazoa; Chordata; Mammalia; Lagomorpha; Ochotonidae
Gene: B3GALNT1
Product: beta-1,3-N-acetylgalactosaminyltransferase 1 (globoside blood group)
Exons: 2
Coding region: 102-1097 (331 amino acids)
Cellular component (GO): membrane
Molecular function (GO): N-acetyl-beta-D-glucosaminide beta-(1,3)-galactosyltransferase activity
Source: RefSeq, a predicted model, not a curated record